Molecule: messenger RNA, 323 nt
Organism: Hymenoscyphus albidus
Lineage: Eukaryota; Fungi; Ascomycota; Leotiomycetes; Helotiales; Helotiaceae
Source: the annotation of a GenBank genome assembly
AUGAAACCUAUCGUUAUUCUCACGCUCGGCAUUACCGUAGUUGUUGCCCAAGUACGAACAAAUCCUUGGUAUUGCAAUGGCGGGACAGAAGGAAAUGGAGGCUGCGAAGCAAAUGGUGGACAUACCUACUGCGUAAGUAUUAGCAUAGAUAAUGAUUAAUUAUGUGUUGUAUACAGACUUAUUCUCAUCUAUAGUGCUAUAAUAGACCCGGUAUAAAGGGGUUCGGAACACCACGAACAACCACCGCUUUUUCCGAGAACUUGGCAGGCGAAACCACAUGCACUAGUGAGAAUACCAAGGGACAGAUUAAAUGCGCUCCAUAG